Megalobrama amblycephala (Wuchang bream) is the source of this 1120-nucleotide messenger RNA. RefSeq lists its product as uncharacterized. NCBI's taxonomy places the organism in Eukaryota, Metazoa, Chordata, Actinopteri, Cypriniformes, Xenocyprididae. The coding region runs from base 130 to 798 and encodes 222 amino acids. The record is from RefSeq and is a predicted model, not a curated record. The transcript has 5 exons.
AAAUUUCGUCAUUUCAUCUGAUUCAUUUUUGGUUUUGUGAAGCUCAGCAGCAGCACUUCCUCUAGAGACGUUAUAAAGUUACACACAUCAACCUUCACACGAGUUCAGCACGUUCAACAAGAUCCCAGAAUGAAGACUCUGCUGCUUUCACUCCUCUGUGUGUUUGUGUGGUCUCAACACACAGAAGGUUUAACUGAUCAGCAGGUCACUUUAGGACAGAGUGUGACUGUAACCUGUGAGUUUAGAUUAAGAGCCAUUACUUGGUUUGUGAUAAAAUCAUCCGCUCGUCCAGUGAUGAUAUGGCGAACAUUUGCAUCUGAAAAGCCUAUUCACUACUAUGAUGAAAAAUUCCGUAGCAAAUAUUCCGAGGGAAGCAGGAGCCAAUUAAUUAUUAAUAAUGUCACUGCUGAUGAUUUAGGAAUUUAUUACUGUAUAAUACCAGGCGAGACCACUCUAGAGGUCAGUGAUGGGAUCAGACUGGACACUGGUGGAGCCCACCAAAAUUUCGAUGAACUAGAGGAACAAAAUCCACCACAAGAUCAGAGAUCAUAUCGGAUCCUGAUUGUCAUAUUCACUCUGUUGAUUGUUAUGCUGUCUGCUGCAGUAAUAGGUUUAUUAAUGAUGAACCGUAAACUGUCUCAGAAGAUUCCCAAAUAUGUAAAUGGUCAUCAAAUUUCGGAAAGAAGAAUAACUUCUUUCCCGACCAGCGGCACUGUUGUUCCUCCUCAGAACUCAUUGACCGAUCGUGAAUAUCAAGAAAUACUGCCAGAAUCUACUUAUGAAUUAGCAACAUACUGAGAGAUUGAUCAUUGUUUGGUUCUAAUGAUCAGGGCUGGGUUUCCCAAUAACGAUGUAUCUUAGCUCUUAAGAGCGCUUUCUACGUGCGAGGUUACGAACGUUCGCUGCAAUUCCACGUGCGUUUCCCAAAAAUGUCACAUGAACGCGCGAGAACGCGUUCUACGUGCUACUUAAGAGUCGCUGUCCGUUUCUCAAGUGCUGAAUAUUACCUUAUAAAAUCGUAUCCUUUAACGUUUAACCUAAUAAUCGUCACCUGAUGUGGUUUAGAAUAAAUAAAUAAAUAAAUAAAUAAAUAAAUAAAUAAAUAAAUAAAUAAAGAUAC